Messenger RNA from Ramularia collo-cygni, 2031 nucleotides. RefSeq lists its product as uncharacterized. Bases 1 to 2031 code for a protein of 676 amino acids. The record is from RefSeq and is a predicted model, not a curated record. NCBI's taxonomy places the organism in Eukaryota, Fungi, Ascomycota, Dothideomycetes, Mycosphaerellales, Mycosphaerellaceae. The transcript has a single exon. Gene Ontology annotation, molecular function: guanyl-nucleotide exchange factor activity. Gene Ontology annotation, cellular component: Golgi to plasma membrane transport vesicle; cell tip. Gene Ontology annotation, biological process: exocytosis.
AUGGCGGCCGUGGCCAGCCCGCGCGACGAUGUCAUGGACACCCGUACACCCUCGCCCGGACCGCGCUCCGAUAGUGGGCAUAGCAGCAACAACAGCGAGCCGGGCUAUCAGCCAGACCUUAGUAAUGAAGUUGCCAUGUUGAGCACGAAGCUGGUGAAUGCUAUCAACUACCAGACCAAUCUCGACGACUCCCUUCAACAGACCCGACACGAGCUGGAGCAGGCGCGGCAUAUAAUCAGCACGCUCGAGGUGGAGAAGCAGCGGAUAGACAUGCUGAUCCAAGGCGGAUACUACGUCAUGCGGUCCGAAAUGGAGGAGACGCUGGCCAAGAUGCGCAAUGAAUUGGCGACCGAGCGUAGUGCGAGAGAGGUGGCGGAGAAGGCGAGGAAGCAAGCUGAUGGCGAGCUGGAGAAUCUGACGGUGCAGCUGUUUGAAGAGGCCAACAAGAUGGUCUCGGCCGCGCGGAAAGAGACGGAGGCUGCGGAGAAGCGAAAUGCACAGCUGAAGAGUCAGAUCCUCGAUACGGAAUCUCUGCUUGCCUCGCAGCAGGAACAACUGCAUGAUCUAAAGGGCACGAUGGAGAAGCUGCACGAAGAUGCCUCUUCCACCAGAGAUGUCAGUGUACCGUCCACUCCCGUUACCGCAAACCACGCCAUGUUCGACGCACUGCAGAGCUCCCCGUACGCUGCUACGCUCCCGGACGUUCCCCCCGAACACCCUCUUCACUUCGCCUCCCUUAUCAGCCCGGUGCUACGGAAUGACAUUACUGCCUACACGGACUUUCAGGAUUUGCUCCUUCUGGCUAGGCGUCUGGGAGCACAUUCCCGCACCAACAGCAGCAAUAACACUGCCCAGACCUCCUCACAGAACUCUACGACGUACGGCAACUUCGCUGCUUCCGCUUCCUCGCCAAACCUCCCCGGUGCAUUUUCUUUCUCGGCGAGCUCCAGUCCUUCAUCGGCUGGCCCUGGCAGCAACAUGCCGCCUCUCAAGGACAGCAAGUUCUACAAGCGCGCACUGACCGAGGACAUUGAACCGACACUGCGUCUGGAUCUAGCACCGGGUCUUUCAUUCCUGAGCAGGAGGACUGUGCUAGCUUCACUUCUGGCUGGCAGUCUCGCGGUGGAGCCAUAUCCGCAAAACAAGCACUACUUUGCUUGCACACUGUGUGGUGAAACGAGGCGCAACGAGCCAUACAUCAGGAGAACGCGAUUCCGGGUGAGUGAGGAUGAUGGCGUGAGCAAGCCACUUUGUGACUACUGCGUCGGCAGACUUCGAGCUGCGUGCGACUUUGUCGGGUUCUUGAGAAUGGUCCGGGAUGGACUAUGGAGAUGCGACAGCGAAGAAGAUCAGCGAUGUGCUUGGGAGGAAAGUGUCAGGUUGAGAGAGAGGAUGUUCUGGGCGAGGUUGGGUGGUGGUGUGGUACCAGUGCAGGGAAGAGCCACGCCACUGGCUUCUACCGAGAGGACAAGUCUUGAGAGGAUUCCUGAGAAGACGAUGCCCACGGUUUCUGAAGAGACUGCCACGGUCAGCAGUACGAGGAAGCGCUCUGCGUACAUCACACCGCCUGGAAGUAGUCAUCUCUCUCCUUCUGUCUCGCGAGAGGGCGAGGAUCAGGAUGGUGGUGCCGUGUACUCUCAACCUAGCACACCGUUUGAAGAUGCAAGCGAACAGCUAGGGAGCGAGCUUUCGGCGGCCGCCUCGGCAAAUGAGAGGCCGAAAAGUCUUCACCUGGAAAGAGUGAGAACACCUUCGCCUACGAAACGGAACUCAGUACAGAGCCAGCUGGACAAAUCCCGAACCCCUUCUCCAGUGAAAAGAAGCUCGGUACAUAGUCAACAUUCUCGGACACCUUCGCCUACGAAGUUUCAGAGUCCUGCUUCAGCAAAGCGAGGCUCAGUCAUCAGUCAAUUAGGAGGAGCAGAUCGGGCCGCGAGUCCUACCAAGAGUCUCCAAUCUGAGCAGGGUGAAGGGCAAAGGAAGAACUCUUCUGUGCUUGAUAGAGUUCGGGCCAUGGAGGGUGCGAAGUGA